AUGUCUUUAGCAGCCAAUAGCUCAAUUAAAGGUCAAAUUGACUUCGAAAAAUUUGAUAAAGCUAGGAAGCUUGAUAAACACCUAGAAAAAAUUCGCCAUGAUUACACAAAGGAUUUAGAAGAUAAAUUUGAAUCAGUUCGUCAACGUGGUACAGCUAUGUAUCUUAUUGACACACUUUCACUAAGAGCAAGAAAUGAAAAACUGUUGAAGAAGCAGAUACUAUUCAGAUUGCUAUUUUAUGUAACUAUAAACAAUUACAUCAGCAAGGCUCAUAUAAAAACCACCAAAUUGUCAGAACAAGAUGAAGAAGACAAUACAAUAAUUGCGCUGGGAGAAAUUCCAAUGGGCAUCAGACGUUGA
This is a messenger RNA of Entrophospora candida, 360 nucleotides long. NCBI's taxonomy places the organism in Eukaryota, Fungi, Glomeromycota, Glomeromycetes, Entrophosporales, Entrophosporaceae. The record is from the annotation of a GenBank genome assembly.